Ceratina calcarata is the source of this 747-nucleotide messenger RNA. Its product is annotated as dynein heavy chain 10, axonemal-like. Gene Ontology annotation, molecular function: dynein intermediate chain binding; dynein light intermediate chain binding. The record is from RefSeq and is a predicted model, not a curated record. The transcript has 2 exons. NCBI's taxonomy places the organism in Eukaryota, Metazoa, Arthropoda, Insecta, Hymenoptera, Apidae. Gene Ontology annotation, cellular component: dynein complex. Bases 109 to 507 code for a protein of 132 amino acids. Gene Ontology annotation, biological process: microtubule-based movement.
UGAACUUUAGAAUAAAAUGUAUGAAAGCCUAUCGUUUAUGGUUUCAGAGAAAAUGUAUGGUCGUAUUUCGUGAAGACGAGUCUCGAGAAUUUACGAAUUGCCCUAUCGAUGAGCCCCGAGGGAGAUUUAUUGAGGACGAGAUGUCGCAGUUACCCUGGAUUGGUGAACAGUACCACCAUAGAUUGGAUGUUCCCUUGGCCUGAACAGGCUUUGGUAGCAGUGGCUAACGUCACUCUCAGAGAUAAUCCGAACGUGCCACAAGAUUACAGAGAAGUGAUAGUAGAGCACAUGGUGUUCGUGCAUAAAACUGUCUGCGACUAUACAGUGGAAUUUCAACUAAAACUGCGAAGAAGAAACUACGUAACACCUAAACAUUACCUAGACUUUAUGACCACGUACCUGGCACUUUUAGUGGACACAAAGCAUUACAUAAAUUCGCAGUGCGAUCGACUUUCUGGAGGUUUUCUAUUUGAAAACAUUUUUUUAAGUAUCAUAAUUAGACUGUGAACUUUAUGCAUUAUAAGGAAAUUCAAUAUACAGAAAAUACAUACAAACUUUAGGAUUGUGCGAGUACCCGAUAUAUCGAGUAGCACGAUCCUCAAGUGAGAACUUGGCACAUCCAAAUCUUUGGGCAGUCGAGCAUUGGAGUCAAGCCAAAAUAUUGAGCAAACACAGAAUAUUAAAAGCAGACAGCAUAUUACAGUGUUUGAAAUAUAAAAUAAAUGUCUGUUUAUAACAAAUUUUUAA